Messenger RNA from Protopolystoma xenopodis, 834 nucleotides. Lineage: Eukaryota; Metazoa; Platyhelminthes; Monogenea; Polystomatidea; Polystomatidae. The record is from the annotation of a GenBank genome assembly.
AUGCGUUCUGUCUGCUUUUGUCCGUUGCGCGUCGUCUCCUCCUGCCUACAGGCGAUCGGCGCCAACAUGCAUCGUUUCGGCUUGAGGAAGCGAAUGGCCUCGGCCGUGGGCGGAGUCGAAGGUCUCCGGAAACGGUUGAUACAGUGUCAUCACACGUUGGCCAAACCGGACAGUCUGAUCGACUGUAUGGUGAAGGAGCACAUCCUCCGGCUGCCCGUCAACCUGCGCAACAUGCGCAGCCUGCGCGAGGUCUAUCUUCGCUCGAUUGUGCGCUAUCCGAUCCUCUAUCGCAUGAUCCUGCGCCGGCGAACCAUCAUGCCGCAAGAGCUGCAACACUUUCUCAGCCGGAUCAUGGAGGCCACCGAUCUCUCCGACAAGGUGCUCAUUUCGGCCGCUCAACCAUGCGCCCAAAUGGACCACGAAGAGGCGCGUCGGCCCAGCCCCGGCGCCGCCAAGACUGUCGCGAGGGCGCCGAAGACGAGCAACUCGAGAGUGCGCCACUUUUCCGCGGCCGCCAAAGAACUCGACGCUUCCGGCUUCUUGCCCGGCGGCCCACGUCUGCCCGAGCGACAACGAGCCGGCCGGAUUUCGAUGAAAUCGCAAACGUACCGACGCCGCCGCGGUACCGACGCCCCGGCAACCGGGGUCCAGGCGUUCAGUGAACACGGAGCCAUGCUGAUCGGUUGGGGCCUCGAGGCGCCGGAAGACGAGGACGAUGAGAACGAGGACUCGGUUAGCCAGAACGAAGAGGUGGAAGAGGAGGGCGAGGAGGCGAAAGAGGAGGAAAGGGAGGAGGAGGAGGAGAAGGAGGAGGAAGAGGAGGAGGAGGAGGAA